UAAAGGAGAGAGGAGAAAAUCUGUGGCUGGACCAGGAAUCGAACCCGGGACCCCUGCAUUACUAGUCAGGUGCACUAUAACUAUACUGAUUUACCCAGGCCAACUCUACUGAUCUACCCAGGCCGAUAUCCACUGACCGUAUGGCCCUUACUGCUACAAUAUUAUACUGAUUAAUCAAAACAAUUUAUUUUUUAAGUUAGCAGGGCAAAACUAAAUCAAUUCAAAACACAAAUGUUCCUAAGUUAUGUGGAUUAAAGUUUUCUUGUGCUCCCUUGACUAUAGUUAAAUGUUGAGGGAGGGGAAUAUUCUUUUUUUCAUGUCUGCAUUAAUGUCUGAAACUUGAACCUUGCUCAUAGAACAUGGUGAUUUGUAGUGAUAUAGCCCGGCUUGCAUAUUUCAUAAUAUGUGCAUUCCUUGUAGGUAGUCUUUUCUUUUGGUACUAAAGUUUUUAACCUUGUGACUUUGACCUUGGAGUUUGACCUACUUUUAGGAAAUCCAAUGUAGGCAAUAUAUCCUAAUUGAACUAAUGAAGGUAGGGAAGUUGUCUUUUGGCAGUGUGUAUAGAUUCCUUAUGGCAAGACCUUAUAUAACACACCAUGAUUUUUGACCUUGUAUCAUAGAAUUAUGUCAUGACCUACUCCAGUAUGAUAGAGGUUAAUUUCACAGCAAUCUACUUUUGACUUGGUGAUGAGGUACAUGUAUAUAAGGGACGUUAACCGAGGCUCUAACUUUUUGGAGCAUUUGCCAUAUGACCCUUUGGAGUUGAGUUGGGGAUCGACACAAUAUAUGGGGCCAAAAUUUUUCAUGGCAAUAGAGAUUGCAGAAUUAAAGUCUUUUAACAUCACAAUAGCAUGGCCGAAGUGACUCAAGUAAGUGUAAUUGUGGCCCAUGUUUAAAUUCAGUCUGUCUAAACCAGACCUUCAAUCUCGCUCCCCCCCCCCUUUUUUUUUUCUAUGUCCUCUCGUCUUGUUUUAAUCAGACUGGUUAGAAUUAACCUGUGAUGCAUUUGUAAAAAUUCCUUACUCCACCCUUGAAGAUCACAUGAGCUUGUCCAGAAUAAGAGGGGGGAGGACACAGGCACUCAACGUUAAAUUUAAAUAUCAAUAAUAAUGAAAAUUGUCUACCUAUGAACAAAUUAUAUUCAUAGGGGUGGGGGGGGGGGGGUUAAGUCCAAAAACGUAUCGACAUCAUCAAAACGACUUCAUAGGUAAUUUCACUUUUCUAUUUUUUUUAUAUAUUUUUUUUUUAAUAAUUCCGGAAAAACUAAAGGAAAGACACAUUUAAGAAAACAGUUUGUAGUUGUCCCUGAAGAAGUUUGGUUAUGGCAUUUUGUAAGGAAUUCAAUGCAAUUCACAUUUUCACUCAAGAAGCUUGAAACGGCGGGCGCGACGCUGUUUUUGUGGUUUUUCAUAAAUUGCGGUGGAAAAACUUUCAUAAUCGAUGUGUACUUUCACUUUGAUUUCCAGGUUAUGACUCGUUUUGGUCGGUGCAGUCAGGGCGCCGUUCAACGUUUACAAACUGUUAUUCCAUGAUGUCUGAUACUGAAGAUGGCACAGUGGAAUUUCAAACAAGCAAUGGGACUUUACAAUCCUCCCAUGACUCCAUCACUGUUCCCAGCAUUCCCCUCUCAGAACCCAUGAGGGAUCGGCCAGGUAAUGGUGACAUGUCAGAGGACUCGCCCAGCAGUUUACCAUUGGACACUGAUGGGAGGCAGACGGCAGUUCUUGCUGCCAGUGAGUCGCAUUCCAGACAUGUAGAAGAUCGUCAAGCAAAUGGGCAAUGCUCUGAAAUUAAUAUUGAUUCUUCAGAUGAGUUAGGCAUAUCCAGCAAACCUGUUCUGGAAAAUGAAAAUUUUCCUGAAAUUCAAAUUGAUAUGAGUAAUGAUGUGGUUGAUGUUUGCCAGGCUGCUUUGGAAAAUUUACAGGAUAAGCUCCCUGAGGUUCAAUUUAAUAAACCGGAGUCAAAGGAUCAUUUUGCUAAUAAGAUAUCAGAUGAGAAAGAGGAUGGACUCAGUAUGAAAACAAAGAUGGUUGCCCAAUCUCCUGAUGGUCAUAGUCUGAAACUUAAACAAAUGAGAGCCAGCACAAUGUACACAGAUUUUAUUUGUCCCAUCUGUGAAAGUCUUCUCUCUGAUCCAUGUUGUCUGGGAUGUCUACAUGCAGUUUGCUCAAACUGUUUGACAGUGGAGGAACAGAAAGUGAGGUGCCCCACUUGCUUCACUGAAACUGACAUUCCUGGAGGUGAUAUCGGUGCACUUUCGAGAAGUAAAGUUCUGGCAGCCCUUGCUGAGAAGCAGAGCACAGGAACUAAACAGUGUGAGGUUUGCAGGUUAAUGAAAAAGAAAUCUGACGCAACAGGUUUCUGUCUUGAAUGCAAGGACUAUCUUUGCCAAGAUUGCUGGAAUGUGCACAAAUUUACCAAGUUUACACUUAAUCAUAAGGUAAUAUCCUUGGAUGGAUCCUCUAUAGAGGAACUGGAAAUACAGAACAGAAGACAGACCGAAAAUUCCAAGUGUAGUAGGCAUUCAAAUGAAGACCUCAAGUAUUUCUGUAAAGGUUGUGAGAUGAAUGUGUGCACUGAUUGCAUUCUUCUGGAUCACCAGAACCACCCAUGUAUUUCAGUUCAAGAAGCAUAUGAAAAGCAGAAGAUGAACCUUGAUCUGAUGCUGAAAGGGGUUGAUGAUCAAAUUCAAAGAAUACAAAUGGAAGACUUCGAAAUGGGAAUGGCUGCUGCAGAUCUGGCUGAAGAAGUUGAGAUUGAAAAAAUCAAAUCAACAGUUGAAAAAGUAAUACAGGAUAUACAAAAACAGGAGAAAGAGGCUGUUGCGUCUGUACAAGUGAAGUUCAAAAGCCUUAAAGGACAGUAUAAAAAAAGGCAAAGUUCAGCUCAUGAACUGCUCUACCAUCUGAAAGAAGCCAAAACCAUCUGCAGUCAAUUCUGUGCCCUGAGUAACUGUGAGGAAUUUAUGGCUCUUGAGAAGAUGUUUUGUAGAAGACUUGUUCAUGUCUUGAACAUGAUUCUCAUGCCAGAACCAAUUUCUUGGUAUGAAAAACCUUCAGUUGAAUUAGAUCCCUUACUACAGAAUGAUUGUAAAUUAAAGUCCCUCUUCAAAGUAACUAAUUACAGCAAGUGUUAUGACUGGACAAAAGACAUGCCAUGUGUUGGAACAGUAAAGGAAAUUUAUAAUGACAGAGAGUUAUGUGUAAAGGCAGGCCACCCAGAAUGGUUCUUGCGUUCUGAAGAAGUGUACAAUAUGCCUUUGAAAGAAGAGGGUCUUCUUCAUAAGAGAGAGGGUAUGAUGGAUACAGGGAUAUCUCUGUCCACACAGAGUGAGAGUGGAAGUACUGCUAAUUCUGAAAACUAUGAGGAUAUGGGGGCAAAGCCUAAGACCAUUUCUCCAAAAAAGAAACGUGGACGAAAGAAGAAGAACACUGCAUCUUCCAUGGAAAACAUUUCACCUUGUAAUCAGAUACCAGGUGGAGGGAUCUCUGGGAUGUACAACUCAGAUUUCUUUGAUACAGAAGCUUAUGGUUCAACUUUGUCUGGACAAUAUCCAGGAUACAUAGAAAUGUCGGAAGCAUGUCUUAAUCCUUCCUCACACAAUCCACUCAAGUAUCCAACAACCGGCAUCUUUCCCGGUGUAGGAUACAUGAUGAAUUCUGCCAGUCUGAAUGCACUUACAGACAUUUCAAAGAAAGUCAAAAUUACAAAGCAAGCAAGUCAUCCUUCGAAGACUCAAAACAAAGAUUCUAAGGAAAAUGCUAAAGCAAAACCCAAAUCUGCCCCUGAAGAGGCCAAGUCCAAGAAAGCCAAAGCUACAAAGACUAAACCUGCUAAUUCAUCUGUUUCCAUCACUCCAAAAUGGAGGCUGGACACAAAAUGUGCUGAUGAUAAAGAUGUUCCCUUCUUGACAUCAGUGCAUCCUAUUCAGCACGAUAAAGUGGUUGUUUCUGAUAGCAUGAAUCACAAGAUAAAGAUGUUCUCCAUUGAUGGUAACUUCCUAAAAUCUUUUGAUGCCAUCAAUCCAACCAGUGUCAUCUUUGUGUGUGGAACUUUUGUCUGGACUACUGGUCACACAAUUAUCAUUAAGGACCAGAAUGAUGAAUUUGAGAAAGUUAUCAACUUUCAGAAUGACACGAUCCCCCAUCCCCUAUCUUGGUAUCCCCAAAGUCAUUUUGCUGUAGCUUGUGGGGACCACCUAAGGAUUUACCAUGUGGACAAGGACAAGCAGAAUUUCACCAAGAAGUGUCAGAUCUCCUUCCAGCUCCCUAACCAGCAGAGGAUGUCUAACAUCUUCUCUGUCAAGUCCAAUGGCAAUGGAAAGAGCCUUGUGAUGACGGACUGGGACCUGAAGGCUGUGGUUGUUGGAGACCAGGAAGGAAAGGUUACAGGAAUGUUUAACGGUGACCAUGGUAACCAGUGGUAUCCAGGCGGUGCCUGCUUCAACAAUGUUGGGGACAUAUUUGCCUUGGACUACACGCACGAUCGUCUGCUACUGCUGAACACUGAUGGUGAACUGCUGCAGGAGUGGAACACUGCCCCCACCAUCACUAAGCCUUGGUCUGUUGUUUGUGGAGCCGCCAAACAGCUCUUCAUUACUGGGAGUGAUCAUUAUGUUCAUGUCUACCAAUAUUUGUAUGAAGAGCAGUAAUGAAUCUACGCAGAAGUAGAGUAUGGUAAUAUGUCAUUCAGAUGAAGUUUGAUAUGUGGUAUGUAUGAAGGAAAAGAAGAGAGAUUUGUACAUGUACCAGAAUUUAUAUAUAUUUUUUUUCAAUCACUUUUAGUGUAUCCCAAGAGGAGAUUUUGUUUGCAUUGGUCAAUUGCCAGAAUCUGUUGUGACUCCUUGAAGUAAAAGUUAUGUGUAACCUGCAUUUUGACUGUAAUCGUUUUACCCUUCAGUUGAAGGUUAUGCAGAAGUUUUCAUGAAGUCAUUUUAUUAAAGUAUACAACCUACAUUUACUGAUGAUAAAAGAA
This is a messenger RNA of Ostrea edulis (European flat oyster), 4974 nucleotides long. RefSeq lists its product as uncharacterized. Gene Ontology annotation, molecular function: zinc ion binding. Lineage: Eukaryota; Metazoa; Mollusca; Bivalvia; Ostreida; Ostreidae. Bases 1529 to 4651 code for a protein of 1040 amino acids. The record is from RefSeq and is a predicted model, not a curated record. The transcript is spliced from 3 exons.